Drosophila kikkawai is the source of this 2109-nucleotide messenger RNA. RefSeq names its product NADH dehydrogenase (ubiquinone) 51 kDa subunit-like 1 (gene ND-51L1). NCBI's taxonomy places the organism in Eukaryota, Metazoa, Arthropoda, Insecta, Diptera, Drosophilidae. Gene Ontology annotation, biological process: mitochondrial electron transport, NADH to ubiquinone. Gene Ontology annotation, molecular function: NADH dehydrogenase (ubiquinone) activity; NAD binding; 4 iron, 4 sulfur cluster binding. The record is from RefSeq and is a predicted model, not a curated record.
AAACUUAACUUGGAUCAUAGUAGGCUAUGGCACUUCCCAUCAACAAAACCAAGAUAUCCCCCAAAUGAGAAUUCAGCACUACCGGAUAUAGACGACACCAUGAUUUCUUUAUUGCUGCGUCGCCGUCCUUUCACCGAUUACAAGACAUUUUUGGGAUCCAUUCGAGGUGGACGACGAUGCUUAUCGGGAGUCAAGAAGCUUAAAGAUGACCGCAAGUCUGCCACAAACUCUGGGAUGAUAAAAUAUGUUCUGGCAGAAGAGGGAGUUGAAUAUGUAAAGAUAACACAGCAGAUAUACGCGGUAUGCUCCACGUACCACACCAUGAGCCAUGGAAAAUCCAUCAAUGAUAAAAACGAUGAUCUGCUAUCUUUUGAGCAACGAAGCAUUAAGCGAGAGGAUAAUAAAAAAGCAAACAAUGCGGAUUCUCGAAAAUUUCCACUAAAACGGGGGCCACCUACAGCGAAAUUUCCCGUCAAUGAAAAUGCGGACAAAUUACUGGAAAAAGCUGAAUUCCGUGAACUACAGGAGAAAUUAUUAAAGGGACUCAGGGAUAGGGCUAAGGAAAAUGUGGAAUAUACAAAUUCUAAUACAAAGAAUAAACCAAAUGAAGGAAUAAAGAAAGCCAAGGAGCCAGCAAAACCAGCCAGUCCACCAACUCCGCCACCGCCACCACCUGCUACGGGGGCUAAUCCACCAUCCAAAGGGGGUGCCCCGCCACCACCACCGCCGCCUGGGACACCACCAGUCCAGACGAAAACCACUUUUGGUCCACUUGCAGAUGCUGAUCGCAUCUUUACCAACUUAUAUGGACGCCACGAUUGGCGUCUGAAGGCGGCCAUGAAGCGCGGCGACUGGUACAAGACCAAGGAGAUCCUGGAUAAGGGUGAAAAGUGGAUCGUACAUGAGAUCAUGACUUCGGGGCUGCGAGGACGCGGUGGCGCCGGGUUCCCCAGUGGCUUGAAGUGGUCCUUUAUGCAUCAACCUCCGGAUGGCAGGCCCAAGUUCCUGCUAGUCAACGCAGACGAAGGAGAACCGGGCACCUGUAAGGAUCGUGAGAUUAUGCGCCACGAUCCGCACAAACUGGUCGAGGGAUGUCUCAUUGCUGGCCGGGCCAUGGGAGCCAACACAGGAUUCGUUUAUAUCCGUGGAGAGUUUUACAACGAGGCCUGCAACCUUCAGUAUGCCAUCAUAGAGGCUUACAAGGCAGGUUAUCUGGGCAAGAACGCAUGCGGUUCCGGCUUCGAUUUCGACCUGUACGUGCAACGGGGAGCUGGAGCCUAUAUAUGUGGCGAGGAAACAUCCCUGAUUGAAUCGCUGGAGGGCAAGGCUGGAAAGCCGCGUAACAAGCCACCAUUUCCGGCAAAUAUUGGUGUGUUUGGCUGCCCCUCAACGGUGAGUAAUGUGGAAACUGUGGCGGUGUCUCCAACCAUCUGUCGUCGUGGUGGCAAGUGGUUCGCCAGCUUUGGACGGACUCGGAACUCGGGCACCAAGUUAUUCAAUAUCUCUGGUCACGUCAACACUCCAUGCACCUUCGAGGAGGAGAUGUCAAUGCCCACCAGGGAGCUGAUUGAACGCCAUGCUGGCGGAGUGAUUGGCGGCUGGGACAACCUGUUGGCCAUCAUCCCGGGCGGUUCCUCGACUCCUUGUAUUCCGAAGAAGGCUGCCGAGACUUCAAUCCAUGACUAUGACGGCCUGAUGGCAGUGCAAUCGUCCUUGGGCACUGGCGCCCUGAUAGUGAUGAACAAGGACACGGACAUCAUAAAGGCCAUUGCCCGACUUUCGGCCUUCUACAAGCACGAGAGCUGCGGACAGUGCACUCCAUGCCGCGAGGGCCUCCACUGGGUAAACAUGAUCAUGCAGAGAUUUGUGACAGGCCAGGCUCAGAUUGCGGAGAUCGACAUGCUGUGGGAACUUACCAAGCAGGUCGAAGGCCAUACCAUCUGUGCCCUGGGUGAUGGCGCCGCCUGGCCGCCGCAGGGACUCAUUCGUCACUUUCGGCCGCUGAUCGAGGAGCGAAUCAAGGAGCGAGAGGCUUGCGAUAAGGCUGCAGAAGAGGAAACUCCUUGUUUAGAAUAAAGCGUGUGCCAAGAGAGCAGUGACAGACCGUCA